AUGGCCAGCUAUCCAACCAAAGAUGAAGACGAAGUCUGCAUCAGCGAAGAGUCCAGCGAACACGGAUCCCCUGAACCAUCCUCGGGUUUCAUGCCCCCGAUUGCCACGCGUAAUCGUCCGCGGAUUUCAACAUGCGAAACCGCCCAUGUGGAAGCUGUGACUGUGUUCGAGCUUUUCGACUGGUCGUGUGAGGAGGGGAGUGAAACGGAAUCAGAUUCCUCUGACGAACAGAUGCGGUGGUUGAUUCUGGCCGGUUUCUGCUGCUGCAUCCCUUGGGGCAUAGGCAUGUACCUUGGCCUGUUCACAGAACGCAAGAAGGAUCGCGGUUUAAGGCUCCUCGGGAAGCUUGCGGCGCUUCUCUGGGCGAUUGCAUGGGUGGUCUUCAUUGGCCUUUGCAUUCUGGUUGUAAUCACUAUUAUGAAAGUGACGCAUGGUCUCAGCGAAAAAACGUACGGGACAGUGGCGUUCAUGGGUCUUAUGCCUGCGAGAACGUGGUCAGAUGCUGACCUCCUCGAGCACGUGUACAACCUCGGCUUUGACGCUAUCUCCAUAUCGCCGCCUGGCAUCGGUGACACGACAAAUAUUACUGCCCAGAAGGGAGGGUUUUACACGGACGAGAAUUUCCUUAGUCAAGUCCUUGAGUCUUGUCUCGACAUCCGACUGAAUACAACCGUGUUCGUCUCCCACAGCAACAUCGUCACUCGUCAGUUCUUCUUUCCUCUCCUCAUGCACCAGCCGCUGUUUGGCUUCGUACUCUUCGACACGUACACUGGAGACGAAUGGAUUACAGAAGUGAACCCGAUGAUGAAUGACCAUGAGUUCUACAUGCCAAAGACACGCAACUACCGAUAUGUCGGCACUCGUCGACUUUCCGAGAAUGCUGGUAACCCAGGGGAGUUCAUUCACAACCACGUAUCAAGCUUUCCGGUCAUGCCUCGCGUGCUACAAGCUACUCAGUGCAUCGCCUCUCCCACGGAUGAUACAGAUCAAAAUUGGGAUAAUGAUGAGCCGGAUCUCUUGGGCCCAUUCCAGUUCUUCAAGGGAAAGUACAAAGUUCCAGGUUGGGGAACAAAGGAGCAAGCACUUCUCACCCAUCCUCUCGACCCACCUCCCAGCGAUAAGAAGUCCUUGUUGUCUUUGAUAUCAUCUGGAAAGCUGGCGGAGGAGGCGGAUUCCACACGGGCAGCUGACGAGGAGCGGGCGGCUCGGAUCCGGGAGAUCCCAGUAGAGUAUUUCGAUGAACUGAAAGUUGCGCUCAGUGAAUUUCUUAACGAAAUCAAGGACCGUGUCGACAUCGAUGACUACCAUCCAGAUCGCUUACCCGUCGUCUUGAGAGAAGACCGGAAAAAAGAAUAUAUACGCGCCCGCGAAAAAACGACGAUUAUCUCGAAAAGCAACAUCUAUUGUCUCUCGUCGGAGGCUUCAAAGUUUCCCUCUGGUUCUUCACCACAGCGCAGUUUCCAGAGCAGUGAGAGGAAGGCGAUGGCUCAUUCUGGGACAUACGGUACAGCAGAAAAGGUGUUGCGUCCGUCAAGGCCCCUGCCGCAAUUUGGACCAAACGAAACUGAAGCUGACGAAGAAGAGUUACUUUUGCUGUCCCCGCGGCUUCGAGGGACGGAUGCGCACGAACGCGUUCCCACAAUCCUAAGGAAACUGCCUUGGGAGCAUCUCGGACCCCCUGCACCUGCCGUUCAUCCUGAAAGAUUCUCUGCUCCUCAAAAAAGGAAACUCAAGAAAUAUUACGCUAAACUUGACCGUAACAGAGCGAAACAGGCCGCAAGUAGGCAAAAAACGUCAGCAGAAAAGCUGGAGGGUCUAAAGAACAGGACGUAA
Neospora caninum is the source of this 1833-nucleotide messenger RNA. RefSeq lists its product as hypothetical. The record is from RefSeq and is a predicted model, not a curated record. NCBI's taxonomy places the organism in Eukaryota, Apicomplexa, Conoidasida, Eucoccidiorida, Sarcocystidae. The transcript is spliced from 10 exons. Bases 1 to 1833 code for a protein of 610 amino acids.